UAUAUACACCAGAAUCUCGACACAUGCAAGGAAAUAACCGCCCAGAAGCAAAGCAGCUUUAUGUACAAUAGAGUCUCAACACAUGCAAAGAGAAGCAAGGAGCAAGCAAGCUGACGAGCAGGCAAGUCAGCAAGCAAGCAUUACAUACAACAGAUUCUUAACACAUGAAAUGAAAAACGAACGCCCAAUGCCAAUUGCCAAAGACAAAGGAAAGACAAAGGAAACCCCCCAAACCACCGCCCCCCGGAUCCCCCGACGAACAACCCCCGCGAACCGUUUCCGACCCAAAUUCCAUCGACCGCCUCUGUCGCGCCCCCGGGAUACCGUGGCCCUACCGACACCCCUUGCCCGCCGGCUAGCUGCUGACAUACUGACCGUGUAUGUCGUCGCUCGGGCAUCCUUUGAACCGCCGGCCAGAUCGAUACCCGGUAAGCGUGGAUGACAACUUCACCAAGCUUUGCUGCCCACACAAAGCCCAGAUCCGCCGCCAACCUUGAACGCUAUCAGGUCGAUUGCCUCUGUCAUUCUCGGAGAUGCCUCUGCUCAGACACCCGGGGUACCGGAAACUAGUGUCGCAGCGGGGUCGGAAAUGCCGGCGGCUCGUAAGCACCCGAGGGUUAGCCGGUACGAAUCGAUGUUGGUGAAUCU
Messenger RNA from Aspergillus vadensis CBS 113365, 648 nucleotides. RefSeq lists its product as uncharacterized. The coding region runs from base 83 to 442 and encodes 119 amino acids. The record is from RefSeq and is a predicted model, not a curated record. The transcript has a single exon. Lineage: Eukaryota; Fungi; Ascomycota; Eurotiomycetes; Eurotiales; Aspergillaceae.